AUGAUCAAGUUUAUUUGCUUGCUUGCGCUCGUCGCUGUUGUGGCCGCGUUGCCCAAUGGUCCGAUCGAGAAGCGUGAAGUUGCGGCACCGGAAGCAGUGAAGGUAGCGAUCGAAAAGGAGGCUCCAGCCAUCCAGGAAAGCGCAGUUGAGGCCAAGGACGAUAUGGACAAGGCCGAAACGUUUGGCUUCGGAUAUCACAAGGUGAUUCAUGUCGGUGUCCCAUAUUACUCGGGCUACCAUCAUUAUCCUCGUUACUACCACGGUGGAUACCACGGUGGCUACGGUUACCAUGGAUACGGACACUACUGGUAA
Messenger RNA from Anopheles maculipalpis, 312 nucleotides. RefSeq lists its product as uncharacterized. The transcript has 2 exons. The record is from RefSeq and is a predicted model, not a curated record. NCBI's taxonomy places the organism in Eukaryota, Metazoa, Arthropoda, Insecta, Diptera, Culicidae. The coding region runs from base 1 to 312 and encodes 103 amino acids.